UCUGGAAACGCACAGUGCGACAUCGCGCUUUGGAUAAACCGCAUGGACAAUUUCUUUUAGCAUCCUAAACCGGACAGUGUCGUGGAGCAUCUUAACCGGACAAAGUGUCAUCAUCUCUGAAACUAGACAGAAUUCCUAUUCUUAUGAAACUACAUAAUAUAACUUAAUUCUUGAAGCAGGAUAAUGCCAUAUGUCAUUGAAACUUGAUAGUAUUCAACAGUCCUUGGAACUGAGCAUUGUUUCAUAUCCCCUGGAACCAAACAGUGUAUUCCAGCCCCAUUAUAUUGUAGAGCUUCUGGAAUAACAGUUGCCAUGAAAACCAUCAAAGAUUUCUUACAAGUCAACAAAACCUGUUUUCUGGUAAACUUUGGAAGUGUAACACUGAUGUUUAUAGGUUUGUGGAAUUCAGUAACUGCAGUAGGAGAAUGUUCAAUGUUCAAAUCUUCCCUCAGGAAUAAUCUACAGAACAUGACAAUUCCUACUCGUGAAUUGUGGACAGAAGCAAAUGUCAGGACGCCAUUCCGAUGCGCGGAACAGUGUAAAAAUGACGACGCCUGUGUGAGUUUCUUCUACAAUCAGGAUUCUCUAUCAUGUGUUGGACAUUCCAUAACAUUGGGAAUUACAAAUGGAUCCAUGCCUGCCGUCGGCAAUAAAUAUUAUGUGGGUGAAGUCGGUGAACGUUAUAUAGGCGAUGUCUGUACUACGUCCUCGGAUUGUUACGUCACAGAAUCGGAGUGUCUCAAAGGAGCUUGUUGGUGCGCCGCUGGAUACAGCUUUUGGCCAAGUUCGAGAUCAUGUGUCCAAUACUGCACCACAUACGGGAAUGAUUUCACCGAAGUGUUUGGUUACUUUCUCAGUGAAAAUAACGAGGAGACCAUUCUUAAUGUAACAUUUGAAUCUUGUACUCAGUCAUGUGUGUCGGCUACACUGUACACGUGCGUCACGUUCGAGUACGGUUGGAAAACCAGCGACUGCUUCCUCCAGAGUGUCACCAAAUUCGACAAACCAGCUAAUUGGUAUGAGGACACACUUGACCGUGGAUUCGCCCACUACCAGCGUGAUUGUCUUUGAAUGAUUGAUGAUCAGGCUUGUAAUUCCUAUCUAUUGCAUUGAUCAUAGUCUACCAUUCUACCAUGAGACUUUCUCUGGACGGGCGGUCUAUCUCAAUAUACUUGCUACUACAAAGGAGAUUGUAUCCGGAUGGGAAGACCAAUUCAUUAUUUUUGUUACUACAAAAGGAGCUUCUCUGUGGAUGGGCAGUCCAUCUCAUCAUUCUUGUUACAACAAAUGGCAUUUUUUCCGGACAGACGAUGUAUCUACCACAAAAGGAGCUUUUCUUUGGGCGUCAGUCCGUCUUCUCAUUCCUGUUAUAAAAUUAGGUUUCCUACGGAAAACACGGUCCCUCCUACCAUGCCUGUUAUCACAAAGGAGCUAUUGAGCGGUCGGACGGACCAUAUCGUCAUUCUUGUUACUGCAAAGUUGAUUUUCUCCGAACGAUUUUCUCCGGACAGACGGUUUACCUCUUCAUCGCCUAUUACCACAAAAGAGGUUUUUCUCUGGUUGAGGAACGGUCAAUCUCACCAGUCUUUUUACGCUCUACUCUUUUACUAGGAGAUUGUCUACGAAUUAACAGUUAAUUGUAUAUUUGGUCCAUGCUAAGUGCCUGACAAUUUGUGAUGUCUUUUGUGCUACCCGUUCUCUUUCUUCAUUAAGAUAUGUGAGGCGGCAUUAGCUGAAAGAUGUAUUUUGAAAAUAUUUUAAAUGUUUUAUUUCUCGCUUAACUCCCUUUAUUGCAUAUUGUCAAAUAAAUCAGUUUCAGAAAAGACGUAGUUCUCAAAAGAGAAACAAACAUAUUUGGAAAAAAUAAUCAAAACAAUGUUUCAACAACAGCUACCGAUUGCACAUGUUUUACACAGGUUUCUCGGAAUGAAAAAAACGUUCAUUAUUGUUCAAAAAUACGAAAGUGAUAGCAGAUUUUAGUUUAAAAACAUCUUAAACAUUACUGAUUUAGAUUUUGAUGAAAUUAUAUAGUCUCCAUAUAUGACCUCAUGUUCACGAUCAAUAGUAAAACUAAAACCAUGUCAGAAAUUUUAUCCCAAUCCGUGGUACAUCAAUUUAUAAUUU
Mizuhopecten yessoensis (Yesso scallop) is the source of this 2124-nucleotide messenger RNA. RefSeq lists its product as uncharacterized. The record is from RefSeq and is a predicted model, not a curated record. The transcript is spliced from 3 exons. The coding region runs from base 313 to 1071 and encodes 252 amino acids. Lineage: Eukaryota; Metazoa; Mollusca; Bivalvia; Pectinida; Pectinidae.